AUGCUCCAUUUCAUUGGCGUUUUGCCUCAUCGCAAGCUAAGAGAUUUGGUAAAUAAAUAUGGUCCUUUUAUGUACUUACAACUCAGCCAAAUUCCAACUGUUAUCAUUUCUUCACCUAAAGCCGCUCAAAAAGUGAUGAAAACUCAUGAUGCUACCUUCACUCAAAGGCCUGUUGUUCUUGUUGCAAAUAUUAUAGCUUAUGGUUGCACAGACAUUGUGUUUGCACCAUAUAGAUCAAUCCGGGAAGAGAAGGUGUCCAAUCUUGUUCGAUGGAUUUCUUCAAGGGCAGGAAGAACGAUUAAUCUUAGCAAAGAAAUUUAUUCGAUGACAUUUGGCAUCACGACAAGAGCGGCGUUUGGAGGAAAAAUGAAAGAUCAAGAGGCAUUCUUAUGUGCUAUUGAAGAAGGUAUAGAUUUGGCAGGAGGUUUCACUGCGGCUAAUGUGUUUCCUUCCUUCGAAUUUAUUGACUCAAUCAGUGGGGUAAAGAGUAAAAUUAAGGAGAUUCAUGACAUAGUUGAUAGAUUGUUUGACGCCAUUAUCAAUGAGCAUAAAAGUAGAAGGGCAACAAGGAAGACAAAUGAUCGUGAAGUGGAUGAUGAUCAUAAAGAUUUCUUAAACGUUCUUUUGAACUUGCAAAAUAAUGGAGACCAUGAAUUUACCUUAAGUAAUGACAACAUCAAAGCAGUCAUCAUGAUUGAUUUCAACACCUGGAAAAAGAAGAUGAAGGCCCUCUUAUCCCACAAUAAGGUGGGGAUUGCUCUGGAGAAGGAUGACACCAAAUGGCCUGAAGAAAAGCUGAAGAAGAAGGUAGAGGUAGACAAAGAAGCCUAUAAUUUGAUCAUCAUGAACCUGUCUAACACCGUGCUGUGA
This is a messenger RNA of Pistacia vera, 870 nucleotides long. Its product is annotated as cytochrome P450 71D11-like. The record is from RefSeq and is a predicted model, not a curated record. The coding region runs from base 1 to 870 and encodes 289 amino acids. Lineage: Eukaryota; Viridiplantae; Streptophyta; Magnoliopsida; Sapindales; Anacardiaceae. The transcript has 3 exons. Gene Ontology annotation, molecular function: oxidoreductase activity, acting on paired donors, with incorporation or reduction of molecular oxygen; heme binding; monooxygenase activity.